UGAACGAGAACCGCCGAUUCGGUCGCACCGAAAACAUGGCGGCGUAGAGACCGUUUUUCGUACAGAAACACGGACCAAAGCUCAGCGAACAGACGGACAAAAAAAACCAUUGUUGUGUUCAUCCGCGACGUCGACAAAUGACCGUCUCGCCGUGAAAGACAGUCCGUGUGCAUGCGGUAAUGUGAGUGCGCGUGCCGUUUUUUCGGAAAUUGUGUGAGAACGGUGGGUGAAGAGUGCGGAUUGAUCGGAUGCGAAACGGGCAUGCAGUCAGAUAAUGGGAGCGCAAACGACGAAGGAAAGGACCCCGACAGUCGGACACGCUCAACAUUCCGUCAAACAGACGAGGACUAGGCCGAGGCCCCAGAAAGAUGGACGGUCCACCGGAUCAAACAUCUUCACCGAGCACAGCGGUAAGCGUCCGUUCCAAGAUAAAUGGCUAGAAGAAGCCCUGCUGCAGAGCAGGCCGCUGCCCCACAUCCCGAGCAUCCCGGACACCGAUCCGCCGGGCACCCUUAACACGACCGGUACCCUCGGUUCCGGUGGCGGCGGUGGCGGCACGAUGGGCACGCUCGGCUCAUCAUCUUCGACAUCGGGCGUGCCCUCCACUCCGAUGUCCCUCGAAACGGCCAACAGGUGGACAUCGAAGGAGAACCUGCUGGCCCAGGAGGAGGACGAUCCCCAAUUAUUCGUCGCCCUGUACGACUUCCAAGCGGGCGGCGAAAACCAGCUCAGCCUGAAAAAAGGUGAACAAGUCAGGAUACUGAGUUACAACAAAAGCGGCGAAUGGUGCGAGGCCCACUCGCAAACUAACCAGGUCGGUUGGGUGCCGUCCAACUACGUCACGCCGGUCAAUUCUUUGGAAAAACACUCCUGGUAUCACGGACCGAUUUCGAGAAACGCCGCCGAAUAUCUGCUCAGUUCCGGGAUAAACGGCAGCUUCCUCGUCCGCGAAUCCGAAAGCAGUCCCGGACAAAGAAGCAUCUCCCUAAGAUACGAAGGAAGAGUUUACCACUACAGGAUCAACGAAGAUACGGAGGGAAAAGUGUUUGUGACGGCCGAAUCGAAAUUUAACACGCUGGCGGAACUGGUACACCAUCAUUCCAUGCUGUCGGACGGUCUGAUAACGCAACUCCUCUACCCGGCACCGAAACACAACAAACCAACCGUGUUUCCGCUCAGUCCCGAACCGGAUCAAUGGGAAAUCAAUCGCACCGAUAUCGUUAUGCGACACAAACUCGGUGGCGGGCAGUAUGGUGAUGUUUACGAGGCCGUGUGGAAAAGGUACAACAUGACCGUGGCUGUCAAGACACUGAAAGAAGACACGAUGGCUCUAAAAGACUUUUUAGAAGAGGCAGCGAUAAUGAAGGAGAUGAAGCACCCGAACCUCGUACAGUUGAUGGGCGUGUGCACGCGUGAGCCUCCCUUUUACAUCAUCACCGAAUUUAUGAGCAAAGGCAAUCUAUUAGAUUAUUUGCGCAACGGUAACAAAGAAAUCAAUGCGGUCGUUCUGAUGUACAUUGCCACGCAAAUCGCGAGCGGGAUGAGCUACCUCGAAAGCAGGAGUUUCAUACACAGAGAUCUGGCGGCCAGAAAUUGUCUUGUUGGUGAAAAUCAUCUGGUCAAAGUCGCCGAUUUUGGACUGGCGAGACUGAUGCGGGACGACACUUACACCGCACAUGCCGGUGCAAAGUUCCCAAUCAAGUGGACAGCACCGGAAGGUCUGGCCUACAACAAAUUCUCAACAAAAUCGGACGUUUGGGCGUUCGGUAUCUUGUUGUGGGAGAUCGCCACUUACGGAAUGUCUCCGUAUCCCGGUGUCGAUCUAACCGACGUCUAUCACAUGUUGGAGAAAGGCUACAGGAUGGAGUGUCCACCCGGAUGUCCGCCGAAAAUUUACGAUCUAAUGAGGCAAUGUUGGCAGUGGCACGCGAACGACAGGCCGACAUUCAAAGAGAUCCAUCAUUCGCUCGAGAAUAUGUUUCAGGAAUCCAGCAUAACUGAAGAGGUUGAGAAACAAUUACAAGUUAACGAACCGCCUCCAAUUCCUUUAGGAACUCCACACAUGUCCUAUAAAAAGUCUCACUCCGGUAGUACCGGAAAUAUUCACGGACUCGUCGGAGUUUCGGAUCAAGAAGUAAGUCUGACAACCAAACUGUCGACAUUCACCGGCGGUUCAAAAAAUAACAUGGUUCAAAUGAGAAGAACGACGAAUAAAAAGGGCAAGCCUGCUCCGGCUCCACCGAAACGUACAAGCUUGCUCUCUUCUUGCAGUUCGUUCCGCGACAGCACGUUCGACGAUCAAGGACAAGGCGACAAUGCAGGCGAAGACGGCCAAGAAUUAAACGGUAUUAAAAAAAGAUUUAAAGGUUUAACAAGGGAAUUACAAAACUUGACUGCAAGCACAAAAGGUGACAGCGAAAGUGACAUUCAAGAUCAAACUCCAGACACUGACGAUUCAGGAGCACAUUCUUAUCCAGAAGUUUCAACUGUUGGUUCAUUUAAACGCGCUCCCAUGAUAGGAAGUCGCGUCCUGGAAUCACGCGGCAAACGUACCAAAGGAAAAGACUCAUCUCCUGCUGUGCAGGUCGCCGCCCUGGAAGUUCAAAACGUGCGGAAAGCAAUCAGCCGAUACGGCACGUUACCGAAAGGCGCAAGGAUCGGCGCUUAUUUGGAAUCGUUGCAACAGAUCGGCAUGUCUUCCUCUUCGACCGAAGAACCGGCACAGGCCGUGAAUCCGGCGGUUGAACACUCGGAAAUAACGCCGCGUUCACUGUCGCCGCGCACCAGCAUCAGAACGCAGCCACAGAUGAUACGCAGCAACUCUUCCAGCGGUGUAACAACGUUCCACGCCACCCAUCCUCCAAGCUCACCCACCUCCUCCAAAUUGUCUAGGAACAGGAACAUAACAAGAAACAAUUCUGGUGCGGGGGACAUCAGAGGCAGUCUGAGGACGUUUAAGGGGGUGCAGAACAGCAGUUUCAGGGGUGGAAGUCCGAACAGAUCGAUACAACCUACCCUGGCCGAUCUUGAGUUUCCACCGCCUCCCACUGAUCUGCCUCCACCUCCCGAGGAAUUCGACGCCGCCGACAGCAUCAUGACACACUCUGCCGAACAUAAAAAGAAAAUUUUUCCUGUCUCCCCUUUGACCACCAAAAAAAUUAGUCGGGAUCAGAAUGCAAACGGGGCAGGGGACGUAAGUACGUUGCAACCGUCGGUGGAAGAGGCCAGCUCCAGGUUUGGGGUCAGUUUAAAGAAGAGGGAGACAACGACGACGACCUCGACGACAGACAAUGGAAAGGACAAGGAAGAUAAGGAGAAAAGUCCGCAGCGGACGAGUUUGAGUCUGACUAGUCCUAGCCAGGAUGGUAAAAGUCCAAUGAGUGUUGAUUCCGAUGUUCCUUUAGUUGGUUCUCCGCUUGAACCUUUGCCACCUCCACCAACCCUAUCCGAAAAUCAUGAUGAAGACGGUGACGAGAAGGAGAACCGCAACGAUUCCGACGACAAUAAAUCCAAAGUGUUCAAAAACAUAAAACGCGAAAUGGAACUAAAACUUGUGGCCGAAAUUAAGGAAAAAGCUGACCAGAAACAGUGCAAGAACCCGAAGGAGUCCCCCCUCGACACCCUGUUGGCUGUGAGUGGCAUCAGUCACGAUCCCGUAGCUCAAUUAGUUUCCGAACUGUCUCAAGCUUUGCACGUCGAAAAGGAGCCGGAGAAAAAGGAGGAAAAGGACAAGAAUUUAGUGAGGAAAGGUUCACAAGGCAACAUCGUGCCUUUGACGUCGAAAAACACAGAUAACAACGGUGUGACUUUCGUAUCGCAGCUCAAGAAAGCGGCAACCAAAGAAAAACCGGACGUGAACGAAACACCUUUGAUAAUCGAUUUCAAAUCGAGACUGCGAAAGGUGGAGAACAGUGAUAAGAAAGAGGAGGACAACGAAGUAGAGACUAACAAGAGAGAAAGCACUGCGAGUUCCGAUAGCGGCAACUUGAAAAUCGAAGAGGGUGACGACAAGAGGAAAAGUACUGGUAGUAUAAGUAGCCUUAAGAAAUUGUGGGAGAGCAAAGACCCGACCGACAAUGGCGCUAACGUUCAACUCAGCCCGAAACUGUCGGUCAAGAACAACAAGGACGAAAUCAUAGAAACAUCGCCGAUCGAAUCGUCGGACGAUUCCGUGAAGAAAAAGUGGCCGCCGAACAACGACGACAAACCGAUAAUACCGACGAAACCGCCGGUGAAGGCGGUCAAACCGACGAUCGCGCGCACUCCGGGUUCGGCCAUUUACGCGACGCCCAACGCCAAACCACCCAUAUCCGCCAAGCCGACUCUCGACAACAAAACGCCCGAGGAAGAGACCAAGAAUAACGCCUCGGACAAAACCGGCAAGGACAACAUACUGGAGAUCUCCCAGACAUUGGAGACGACCCUCAACACUAUCAAAACGAAUCCCAGCGUCUCAAGCGCGACCUGGUUGCAAGUCUCGGACAAGAUCGGUCUGUUACACGGCUCGUGUAUGGAUUACGCGGACAAUGUGGUGCCGCCUCACGCCAAAUUCCAGUUCAGGGAACUGCUGACGAGACUCGAGAGUCAAGCGUUACAAUUGCGGUCGGCCGGUUCGAGGAACACGACGGAGAACAGGGCGUACAUUAACGAAGUCAGCAACACGAUCAAGGAUGUUGUCAACGUAGUUUUUCGAUAGACGGUUGCGGCGGUAUUGAUUGCUUUUUUUAGAUGGUCGAACAAAAAUUCAAUCUAUCAAUUCGUUGUGCCUCAAAUUUAAUUUAUGAUGAUGUAGUUUAAAAUUAUAAAAAGUAUUUUGGUACUUUGUUUAGUAAUUGGCUAACUUCCAAUCAUGCCCUAAAAAUAGAAUCGUUUCAAAUAAAAUUGAUGAAUUCAUAGACUGAAUUUUCGAUUGAUCGAUCAUCAUUUUAUUUAUCCUAUUAAUACGUAUGUAUCCGACUGUUAGGACCACUAUAUUUAAUAAUUUAAUUAGGUAAGUCAAGCAUUUAUCAAAUUUCGGUAUGUAUGUGGUGGUAGUAUUUCCAAAUGCGUCGAUUUUUUUAAUUUUUGGACAAUGUUUGUGAUAUAUACGUAAUCGACAAUACGAUUUCCUGUACAUACCUGUUUUGUUGUAUUGUGCAAUACUUUACAUUUGUCUUUAAGCUAUUAAAAAUAUCCACAACAAUUAUGAUAAAUUCAAGGCAAAUAUAAAAUUGAUUUAAUUGACGUUCCUAAUUUAUAAUCAAAACAACCUUUUUUAUAUUAAAACAACGAUAUAUCACAAACAGAUUCUUUUAAUUUUCACUAAACUGUGAUACCAUUAGAUUAUUUUAGCAUUACAUGCUCAAUCGUAACUUAUUACUUUUAUCUGUCACACUAUUUUGUUUCUUUCGUGUGUAAAUUUUUUACUGUGGCGACGUUUUCAGUUACAAACGUGCGACUCGCAGUUUUUGUAUUAUUUUAUGAAUUACUUGUUCAAUUAUCAACAUUUUUUCCCGGUUUUGACUCGGGUUUGAGUGUUGAUAAUGACGAAUAUGCUAGUCUUAUUAUUUUGUAAUAUAUUGUUUGAAUGUGUGAGUGUCCAAUAAAUAGUCGUUAAGCGAAAUACUGAUAUAAUUAUACAUUAGACUUACUUCAUAAGGAUAUAAAUUUUGUACAAUCCAAAGAUAAACAUACCCAAAUUUCGUAGAGCGAGUUUCUAAAUUCCAUUUUCCAUCACUUGAUUGUGUUUUUCUCAUUAAUGAAUGCAAAUUCUGGAAGUUAAUACCAAUACAAUUUUUCAUUUGAGUUUGUAAAUAAAUUGUCUACAUUAUAUUUGUUUAAUUGAAAUUUAGAAAUAAAAAUGAAACACAUGAAAGUGGUGUCAGGAUUUAGAAAUAUUUUUUGUUUAUAAUAAACAUGCUCAUUUUGUACGCCUGAAAAUGUAUUACAUUAACUUGAAUAAAGGCUGCAGGUUGUAAAACGUUUUAUACAAGAUGUUUCAAAACACUUAGAUGUUCGUUCACACAUUUCAUAUAUUUUCGUAUCGAUUUUUUGAAACGACUUGUGUAUUACGGUGAAAUAUUUAUGCUUCUGUGUGUAUUUUCAACAUAACUACAACGAUAUACUCAAUAAUUGUGCAAAAAUAGAACCAGUUAAAAAAAUAGCUACUAAAUAAGUGUUUAUGUUUGUUUAUUCAUUUAUUAGAGAUUCUGAAUCGUAUUUAUUCCUUCCCUUAUAAAAUGUAUGGCAAGAUUUUCUCGUCAUUAUAAAUCCUAUUUGUGCCAUUUUCGCUAAAAAAUCAUACUCAACGUAUAAUUCUAAAAAAAAAUACUUUCCAAAUAGGUAGUUUUUUAAUUUUCGAAAUGUGAUUGGAGUGUAAACAUGACCCUUUUUAAGUCUGCACUAUCAAUAGAUUAGUAUUGUUUUGUAUUGAGUACUUUUGUCGGCAGUUUUGAUAUUUUUUGUAUAUAUCUAAUGCUGCAUUUUUGUACAGGCUUUCUAGAUAGGGAAUAACAGACUGUAUCUAUUUAAAAAUAAAUUUGCUAAUUUAAAGUA
Aethina tumida (small hive beetle) is the source of this 6534-nucleotide messenger RNA. It is a transcript of the gene Abl, whose product is annotated as tyrosine-protein kinase Abl. The record is from RefSeq and is a predicted model, not a curated record. Bases 275 to 4696 code for a protein of 1473 amino acids. Gene Ontology annotation, molecular function: ATP binding; non-membrane spanning protein tyrosine kinase activity; protein binding. NCBI's taxonomy places the organism in Eukaryota, Metazoa, Arthropoda, Insecta, Coleoptera, Nitidulidae. The transcript is spliced from 12 exons. Gene Ontology annotation, biological process: protein phosphorylation.